Messenger RNA from Camelus dromedarius (Arabian camel), 1639 nucleotides. RefSeq names its product WD repeat domain 5 (gene WDR5). The transcript has 15 exons. The record is from RefSeq and is a predicted model, not a curated record. Gene Ontology annotation, molecular function: protein binding; RNA polymerase II general transcription initiation factor activity. Gene Ontology annotation, biological process: transcription initiation at RNA polymerase II promoter. The coding region runs from base 319 to 1323 and encodes 334 amino acids. Gene Ontology annotation, cellular component: transcription factor TFIID complex. Lineage: Eukaryota; Metazoa; Chordata; Mammalia; Artiodactyla; Camelidae.
UCCCUGCUCCGAGGGGCGGGAAGACCCCGCCAACCCCGCAGGCGGCCCCGCGGGGGAGCUGGUGGGCCGAGUGCAGGGGACGCAGCUCCCAGAGUCCGGGUUCCUUCUGCACCUUUUGGAGCUCAGGUUCCUCAUUUCAAAGUUGCAAGGUCCGUUAUCGCACUCUGGCAGGUCCUGUGCUAGACACUGCCGCUAAGGUUGGCCCAGCCCCAUAGGAGGCAGGCAGGUUUUGAUUAGCAGAGAGCCGUUCCCACGGCGGGGCCUCCACUUGGAGCCGUGAACUCCACCCCGUCUCCCUGCCCGGUGGGCUUCAGAGCCAUGGCAACCGAGGAGAAGAAGCCGGAGACCGAGGCCGCCAGAGCACAGCCCACCCCAUCAUCAUCGGCCACGCAGAGCAAGCCUACACCUGUGAAACCCAACUACGCUCUAAAAUUCACCCUGGCUGGCCACACGAAAGCUGUGUCCUCCGUGAAGUUCAGCCCGAAUGGGGAGUGGCUGGCGAGUUCGUCUGCAGAUAAGCUCAUUAAGAUUUGGGGAGCUUAUGAUGGGAAAUUUGAGAAAACCAUCUCUGGUCACAAGCUGGGAAUAUCGGAUGUGGCCUGGUCGUCAGAUUCCAACCUCCUUGUUUCUGCCUCAGAUGACAAAACCCUGAAGAUCUGGGACGUGAGCUCGGGGAAGUGUCUGAAAACCCUGAAGGGACACAGUAAUUACGUCUUUUGCUGUAACUUCAACCCCCAGUCGAACCUCAUCGUCUCAGGCUCGUUUGACGAGAGCGUGAGGAUAUGGGAUGUGAAGACGGGCAAGUGCCUCAAGACUUUGCCAGCACAUUCGGACCCGGUCUCAGCUGUUCACUUUAACCGUGACGGAUCCUUGAUUGUCUCCAGUAGUUACGAUGGGCUCUGUCGGAUCUGGGACACCGCCUCGGGCCAGUGCUUGAAGACGCUGAUCGAUGACGACAACCCUCCCGUGUCCUUCGUGAAGUUCUCUCCGAAUGGCAAGUACAUCCUGGCCGCGACCUUGGACAACACGCUGAAGCUCUGGGACUACAGCAAAGGGAAGUGUCUGAAGACAUACACGGGCCACAAGAAUGAGAAGUACUGCAUAUUCGCUAAUUUCUCUGUCACUGGCGGGAAGUGGAUCGUGUCGGGUUCGGAGGACAACCUGGUGUACAUUUGGAACCUGCAGACGAAGGAGAUUGUGCAGAAGUUACAGGGCCACACAGAUGUGGUCAUCUCGACGGCGUGCCACCCGACGGAGAACAUCAUCGCCUCGGCCGCGCUGGAAAACGACAAGACCAUCAAGCUGUGGAAGAGCGACUGCUAGGCAGGGGGGCGGGGCCUGGCCGGGGGCGGGGCCUGGCUGGGGCGGGGCGGGGCCGGGCCCGGGCUGGGGUGGCGUGGUGCGGUCCCCGGGCUCCCCUCGUCCAGGCGUCCAGGCGUGGGGACCCGGCAGCCCUGGCCUGAGCCGCCUCUGAAGAGGACUUGGCGGAGGGGCGUGUCCGCCACCAGCAGGUUCCCCGAGUGGCUGGUGGCGUUUCUUGCCAGUUCCUCUCGCGCCGUCUGCGAAGCGUUCCUAGUCUGUAUUGUGUUCAGAGUCGACAAAAGUUUUUAAUUUUUUAUUACAAAAAGGUGACGUUCAA